AUCACUGCAAAAUAUUUGAUGAUUAAUAAUCAGAAUGUCAUCCAACUCUUUAGUAAAGAAUUCAGUUUUAAUUGGAGGAUUGACAUUUUUGGGUUAUUUAGCUGGAGGAAAACUUGGUUCAAUGCUUGGUGCUGCCAUUGGAACAGUAGUUUGUACCAUCUUUAAUCAGGAUACUGUAUUUAAUGAUCAUCAACUUUAUUCUAAUUAUCCUGAUUAUACUAUUGAUACAACUUCGAAAACUAAUGUGUCAGAAAGACAAAAACAUUUGGAAUCUAAAAGAAGAAAUGGAUCAAUUAAAAUUUCUAUAUGCUCGAUAUGCCUAGAAGAGUUUAUUCCUUCUAUUGUUUUGAUUCCAUUAUUAACAAAUCAACCAAAUUUUAGCCAACAACCAGGCUGUCGCGGCAAUAUUGAUUACUGACUGUCAUGAUUAUUAGUUGGAAAUAACUAUUGUAUAAAAAUAACAAAAGAAAUUAAAUUUAAUAUGUAUAAUAUGAAUAUAAGCAUAAUAAUAAUUGUAUUCAAUUAAGCUAAACAACGUUCUACCUAAUCAGAAAAAUAAAUUGUACUUAGAACUAUAA
Daktulosphaira vitifoliae (grape phylloxera) is the source of this 578-nucleotide messenger RNA. Its product is annotated as RNA-binding protein MEX3B-like. The coding region runs from base 35 to 418 and encodes 127 amino acids. The record is from RefSeq and is a predicted model, not a curated record. Lineage: Eukaryota; Metazoa; Arthropoda; Insecta; Hemiptera; Phylloxeridae. The transcript has 4 exons.